AUGGAGUCAGACCUCUCACAAGCCUUUCAGAAAGAACUCACCUGCUUCUUCUGCCUGCGCUGCCUGACAGAUCCAGUCACCAUUAGCUGUGGCCACAGCUUCUGUCGAGCCUGCCUCUACUUUUCCAGGGAAGACAUCCAACUUCCUGUGCAAUGCCUUAUUUGUAGGGAACCAUUACAGAAGGACUUGAGAACCAACAUUGUUCUGAAGAAACUGGUGUCCAUUGUCAGAAAAGCCAGCCUCAUGAAGGAACUGAGCUCUGAAAAGCAUAAGUGUAUGAUCCACAAAGAGACAAAGGAUUUCUGUAGUGAGAAGAGGAUCUUCCUCUGUCCACUCUGUUCUAACUCCCAUGAGCACAGAGGACACAGACACUGUCCCAGUGAAGCAGCUGCUGAGGAUCAAAUGGAAAGACUUGUAAAGCAAAUGGCAUCUUUAUGGGAGAAGAUCCAAGAAAAUCAAGAGAAUUUAGAGGCAGAGAACAGAAUGACAGCUCUGUGGAUGGACUACUUGACUCUGCGGGAACAAAUGAUCAGGACAGAGUAUACAAAACUGCACCCACUCCUCUGUGAAGAGGAAGUGCAACACAUUGAGUCUAUGUGAAUUGAAGGCCACUGUGUUUUAAAGAAACUCAGGACAAAUGAAGCCAUGAUGGUCCAAAACAGCAAACAACUAAUAGAAAUGUAUCAGGAGCUGAUGGUAAUUUCCCAGGAGCCAUAUGUGGUCCUGGUGCAUAGCUUCAUCUCUGGUAAAUAUUAUUGGGAGAUUGAUUUGAAUUACUCUUGUGACUGGGCUGUGGGAGUCUGUAAGGAUUCCCGGUUAAGCAGUAGAAAGCAAAUGAUUGAAUCUGAGGGUACAUUUCUUCUUGUGUGUGUGAAAGAGGCUAAUCAUUACUGUCUCCUCACCACAUGCCCAAUAUUCCGGCACUACAUAGAGAAGCCAUUGGGCCAGUUUGGUGUGCUUCUUGAUUGUGAGGAUGGAUGUUUAAGCUUCCUGAAUGUUACCAAGAGUUCCCUCAUAUACAGGUAUCCUCCUGGCACCUUCAAUUACCCUGUCAGGCCUUGCAUAUCCUGUGGCCACACAUGA
Peromyscus leucopus (white-footed mouse) is the source of this 1083-nucleotide messenger RNA. RefSeq names its product tripartite motif-containing protein 43-like. Gene Ontology annotation, molecular function: zinc ion binding; protein binding. NCBI's taxonomy places the organism in Eukaryota, Metazoa, Chordata, Mammalia, Rodentia, Cricetidae. The record is from RefSeq and is a predicted model, not a curated record.